AUGGAACGUCGGGGAUGCUCUCUCUUCUCUGUGCUUCACCAAUGGAACAAGGACAUGGAAGCAGUGAGUGACUUCAGCAUGGCAGCAAGUACCUUACUCGCAAGUUGCAACGGCUCUAUGACUGGACGGAUACGCAAUGGCAGACUGACACGAAUGAUUGUGGGAGGAAUACGUAUCUUUUCUCAGGGUAUCCGCCAUGGAACCGCCGCGCCUCCAACCGGGGACGUGUCUAUGCAAGUGCCAGAAGUACUUUGCAAUAACACAUGCCGGUACUUGUGGAGGCUCCCCUGGAACAAAACGGUCACCGGCCAUCGGCCCUGGGCCCAGACCAGAAACCUCCCCCUCCCCUCCGUGCCUUCUCCGACCCCCCCGAGAUUGGGAACGGGCCUCCCGGUGCGUUGGCAGACUGGAUCUGAAGUACUUGGGUACAUCCAUCUUGUACCUCUUGUUCCUUCUCCCGAAUCCGCCAAGAGACAAUCGGAAGGGUCCAAAGUCGGGAAUGGCGGCCCAAGAAACCUCAUCCCGAGACACCUCACCAUCCUCGCAUGCGCUGUCGUCAGGACCGCACGUGAGGUCAUCGCAACGCGGGGCUCCCUCAGUUGCGCGAGUCCUUGGUGGUUCUUCUCAUUUCCCUCUUUCAGACUCGACACCUCAGGAUUGUGUUACCUCCUGAACACCUCGGGACAUCAUCUCAGGAGUCAAACGAUACCUGCCCCAUGGAUCCCUCAUGGACACCAGAAGAAGUCGCCAGAAGGCGGUCGACGACCCUUGGCACCAUCAUUGGCUCGUUGCCCGGGUCAUGAGCACCCAUACCCUCAUCAAACUGCCAACUCACUGACGGCUCGACAUCUGCCCUUCCGGUUGGAUCGGGACUGCUCGAGAUGCUGCACCCUCUGCACCUCUGCAUCUCUCCCCUCAUCGCCGCCUCCCCCGGAUCGCCCAAGCUUCCGCCCUGCCACGCGGGAUUGGAUAGAGCCUCAUGCUCUCUGCAAUACUUGGAGACCUGAACUUGCGUGUAGGUGCCUUACCACGCAGUUCCUCCUCCCAGUUCAAGGCCUUUCCACGACUGAGAGCUCGCCAGCGUCUACCUUCUCUCCCCAGACUGCUUCACAUUGGUCUCAUCAUGCCGUUGCUUCGGACUCAACUUCUAGAAUCCCCCGUUCGGCUCGUCUCGACUCUCAACCCCUCCUCCUCCUUCUCAGCCCAACAUCCCAGUAUUGGUCUCUUUGGUCCAUGGAUCGAUCCACGAACCCUUGCAACCAAACCCCUCCUCUUGCUCCCCCCUCCCACUUCCUCCUCGGACAAAAUCACAUCGUCGACUUUGCAGCCACCGCGACCCCGUCCCGCUCGCUUGUCUGCCCCAAUCCCUGCUCUCCGCCUGUCUUCAUCGUCGGUAAGCCCAGUGACCUGCAUCACCGCCUCAACACCGCUCCUUGCCCCCAGCUCCAUGAUCCUUCCAUCGCUCUUCCCCUCGCGUCCCGUCCCGUCAACGCCCAUGAUACCAUUGCCUGCCAACCUUAG
This is a messenger RNA of Colletotrichum lupini, 1521 nucleotides long. RefSeq lists its product as uncharacterized. The transcript is spliced from 8 exons. The record is from RefSeq and is a predicted model, not a curated record. Bases 1 to 1521 code for a protein of 506 amino acids. NCBI's taxonomy places the organism in Eukaryota, Fungi, Ascomycota, Sordariomycetes, Glomerellales, Glomerellaceae.